UAGAAUGUCACAUUGAAAUGUGACAGCGGUUACAUCUACGAGAUGAUUGGUGUUGGUGUUCGUUCUCGUGGGCCUACAUAACUACUACAAGCAACUCUCGAUAUCUGUUCAACUUGCGACUUUCUUCACUAUUUUCAGCCAGCUAAGACAUGGCAUCACUACAAAAACACGCCCAAAUCUCCAAUCAUAGCGAGAAUGGAAAAUUAGGAGAGACCGACCUUACGAAUCUCGAAAAGCUAAGCGAUGCCACUAUAGCAGAAACAGUUCCUAUACAAGACGCACCUUAUUCUGUAUUUUCUACCGGGCAAGAGAAAUGGAUCAUCUUCAUCGCGGCUCUGGCUGGAUGGUUCUCAACCGCCAGUAGUUUUAUCUAUUUUCCAGCCAUCCCAUUCUUAGCCAGAGACACGAAUGUCCCAGUUGAGAAUAUCAAUCUCACGGUGACGUCCUACCUAAUAGCCUCCGGAAUCUUCCCAUCGAUUACUGGCGAUGCCGCCGAUAGAUAUGGUCGUCGUCCUGUCUUCGUCGUAUGCUUAUGUGUAUAUGCAGUCGUUAAUGUCGGUCUGGCCUGCCAACGAUCAUUCGCAGCUCUCUUCGUUCUACGAAUGAUACAAAGCGCUGCGAUAUCUGGAACAUUUUCAAUCGCAUACGGGAUAAUCGGUGAUUUGACUACACCUGCUAACAGAGGAGGCUACACUGGAUUUGUUUCUAUAUUUCUAAACACUCCACCUAGUGUCGCGCCCCUGAUCAGCGGACUGCUUCUUAUUAGAUGGACGUGGCCCUCCAUCUUUUGGUUUUUAGUGAUCGCCUCGACAACAGUGUUUCUAACUAUCAUUACUUUCUUACCAGAAACAUGUAGAAGCAUCGUAGGCAAUGGUAGCCAGCGCCCGCCUUUAAUCAACCGCCCUCUUAUGCCUCUGCUCCACCCUCCAUACCAGGAAGACGGGACUGAGGGGCCAGAACAGAAAAUAUCAAGGGGACUGCCUAAUCCUCUUACAGUCCUCUCUCUAUUGAGGAAUCGCGCAACCCUGGCAGCCGUGGUUUGUUAUGGAAUAUACUAUACGAUAUACUCUUGCUUGCAAGCUUCACUGUCAACAGUAUUCGUUGAAACUUAUAAUGUUUCCGGAUUGGUAGCAGGUUUAUCGUAUAUUCCUUUCGGUGUGGCGUGCAUGACUUCGGCAUUCAUUGCAGGCAAAGUAAUAGACAGAGAUUAUCGGAAAACCGCAGAAUCUCGCGGGAUGACGAUCGAUCAAUUUCGCGGGGAUGAUAUAUCGAAGGUGCCGAUUGAAUAUGCGCGUCUUCGUACGAAUAAAUAUUAUAUCGUGCUCUGUGCGCCUCUUGUCGCCGCAUACGGUUGGAUUCUUCAGUUGAAAGUGAAUAUGGCUGUCCCGCUCGUGAUGCAAUUCCUCAUCGGAUUCACGAUGCAACCCCUUUUCACGUCACUUAACACUCUUCUCGUGGAUUUCCAUCCCGAUAAAUCAUCUUCUGUCCAAGCUGCGAAUAACCUUGUUCGGUGCGAACUUGCUGCCGCUGGUCUAGCAGUACUAGACAUCAUGAUUCGACGACUGGGUCCAGGUUGGUGUUUUGUUAUAUUCGCUUGUAUUCAUAGCUUGACCCUUCCGACACUUUGGAUAUUAGGGAAGCAAGGACCAAAAUGGCGUCGCUGAGAAUUCAAUGACCUUCUAGAGGCGCUAUAAAUCGUACCUAGACAAUUGGCUCCUAAGCUUGUCAGGGGCCCACUAGGGGUAGACAACCCCUCUAUUCAACGAAUGUGCGCUGUGAAUGGCGCUGGAUUUAGUUGCAAUUAUAGCGGUUUAUCGUGCUUGUCGCUCGGGAUGAAUAGCGGUUGAGGCAACUACCUACCUAGGUACCUAGGUAGGUAUUUGCCUUCACUAAAUACCUGGUAAACAGCGCCCGUAGCGGCUAACAAUCCCUGUUGUCGUAGGGAACUAUAGGCACAUACGCCUAGAAAAGUAAGC
Molecule: messenger RNA, 1976 nt
Organism: Hypoxylon trugodes
Lineage: Eukaryota; Fungi; Ascomycota; Sordariomycetes; Xylariales; Hypoxylaceae
Product: MFS general substrate transporter
Exons: 6
Coding region: 150-1664 (504 amino acids)
Biological process (GO): transmembrane transport
Molecular function (GO): transmembrane transporter activity
Source: RefSeq, a predicted model, not a curated record